AUGAAACAUUGCUUCGACUCAUAUUCAGACGACUUAACAGAAAUCACCGCCUCCUGUCAGACACUGAAUACUGAUCAGAAGUUGCUCGAUGUAUGCAAGGUCAGCUGCCCUCACAAUUUUUACAUCUUAUUUAGUCUCAUCAUAUGA
Angiostrongylus costaricensis is the source of this 147-nucleotide messenger RNA. The record is from the annotation of a GenBank genome assembly. NCBI's taxonomy places the organism in Eukaryota, Metazoa, Nematoda, Chromadorea, Rhabditida, Metastrongylidae.